ACAGGCCACAGGGACAUCAUAAUUUUUCUUUUUAUUCUAGACACCAGUCUAUGUAGUUUUCGCCUGUGAUAUCGUUCUGAUAUCCGCCCUGAGCCUACAGCCCCGAUUGGCCCCCAUACCCAUACUUUUAUUCUAGCUGGUAAGUGGCGCCACGACGUCCCGGCCUAGAACAAUUUAGCGGCAUUUUAAAUCUCGAACUUUAUGGACGAUGUUAUUCGUUGAACGUGAAUUAUCUUGACGUGCUUGAACGGCUGCAGCGGGCAUUUCGGAAACGGCAACCGAGUUUAUCUCAGGUAUUUUGCAAAUGGAAAACCUCUCGCCAUGUGUGGUGCACCCGGCGAAGGACACAGCACCUGUAACUCCCCUAAAUUCACAAGGGUGUGUUUUUGACAAAGAGCUGCUCAUUAACGAGUCACAGGUGACGUUCUACUCUACACCAGCAACACAGUCCUUUGCGUCAUCCUGCGUGGGCUCACGAUCUGUGAAGGAAACACCGAGACAGAGCAGCAGAUGCAUCUUCGACGAUGACGGAAAAGAGGUUGAGAAGGUUGUUCAACACCUCUCAUUUACUGUAUGCGACACUCAGCAAGUAGAUGUCACAACAGAGAAUGUCCUUGCUGAGAUCAAGAAGGAAUCAACAGGUCUCAUCCAGACCUCCUCCUGCAACUUGCAGUCAUUCACCGUCACAAACGAUGACAAAGGGGCCGGUGAACUUCCUACCACAAGCAAUACCAUUCAGGCACCCUCUGGCUCUGCGUUGUGUAGCCCUCUAUGCACUGAUACGGCCAAAGAAACUCCCUGUGAAGAUUUGGAGAGCACCUUCAUUACUUCACGAGGAAUUGGGGAUGCUGUACCCUCACAAAGCCCUUUAAACGUAACCAUGGCCUUGGGCGCUAAUGCUUUAGUGGAAGUUGCGAAUGUUCAACCAAUGCAAGAACAUCAUGACCAGGGUGACCAAUGGCUGACUUCCAAUAAUGCAUGUCAGAGCCUUCAAGAAGCACAACCGCUGGAGCACGGUGAUUUCUGUGCGAAAGAUACAACAUUCCUUGAAAAGCAUGCUGAACAAGAAGUGCCCGGGUCCACGGAAAGAACGACUUCCACAGCUGAACCAGCCGUGGCCGAUACAGAUGGUUCAGAAGGAGCGGAACAUCACGCAACAGUGCCAGGUCCGACAUUGGGUGGCAUGAACGACACUUUUCAAAUGAGUGAGCCAAUGAAAGGUGACCCUAACACCACCAUAGACGGAGCGCAAAGUCGCGGAGUGUGUAACAAAACAGUGAACGUCGAAAGCAAGGAGAACAUUAGGAAAGCCCCUGCCGCAUGUUCAACUGUUCAGAACAAGCAGCCUUCGCAGCGUUUGCCUGGAGCUGUAAGGAAAGCCGUCCCACCAUCAAGAAUGUCCCUGGUGCCACGUGCUGCAACGCAGAGAAGAACUGCCGUCGGACGACCGGGGCCAGCGACAGCAGGUCAGCAAGGUCUUUGCAGGCAAACAACUGCACAGCCUCUCAAGGCAACUUUUGAUGACAAAGCAGGGCAGGCUGAACGUCUGGCAGGGCAGGCGGCGGGAUUGUCAUCGAGAGGAAAAGUUCCCAGCAGAGGAACCCUGGUCCGACAACUGAGACCCCCCUUACGGUACAGUAAGCCAUUGCAAGGCAAUCAGCCAGUUGUGCCUUCAGUGCGAGGUGCCAGUAAAGGACAUCCAGUUAGAGAAGUCCAGGAUUCUGUAGCCACUGCCUCUGCACCAGCACAAGGUUGCAACUGUGAGGCAUCACGGCUGAAAACUGCAAGUACAAGGCUACAAAGGCCAAAAAUAACAUUAGGGCACUCACAGAUCAGGAAGCAGCCACCAACCCACCCAGCCCAAGUCAAGGGGAACUUUGCAUCCACACCAGUCAGGAGUGGUGUACCAGUUAUUGGCCAUGGGGAGCUGCCAACACCAAUAAAGAAGUUGUAGAAGGAUUUGUACAAAUCAAAUAUUUUACAGAUUUUAUAAUUUUACAAGGUUUUACUGCCGCAGUUGCGAAACAAAAUUAUCGAAUAAAAUAAACGUGAAUACACAUGUA
Messenger RNA from Ornithodoros turicata, 2063 nucleotides. RefSeq lists its product as uncharacterized. The record is from RefSeq and is a predicted model, not a curated record. The transcript is spliced from 10 exons. Bases 305 to 1954 code for a protein of 549 amino acids. Lineage: Eukaryota; Metazoa; Arthropoda; Arachnida; Ixodida; Argasidae.